ACUUCUUAUGCACAAAGUAUUUCUCAUCCCGCAGCCCCGCGCUCCAGCCUCUCUUUUUUCUUCCCAGAACUAUCCGUCCUUCUGGCGUAUCGCGCCUCACUAGUACACCAUGCACCAAACUCUAUACGUCUUAGUCUACCCCUCGCGUCUUUUCGCCGCACACUGGUCAUUUUGGAUACCAUACCUCGAUGGCAGCGGCCAAGAGUCAGAUACCGGCGACCGCAUCCAUGUGACAGGAGACCGCCUCAACGGUUUCCAGUACGAAUAUGUGCGGGACUACAAUGUCUGCGAGGACGAGAGGAAGCCGAAUUCCUUCGCCAUCGGAUUGCUUUCGACCGCAUCAAUCAGCGGAGGAACCGAGGAUGACCACCGCACCUCAGGCGUGGCGGCUGAGGAAACUGAUGCCUUCAAUGCAUUCGACAGGGCUUGCAGGGAGGUGCAGGCGCCGGGCCCGAGUCUCAACAAGGUUAUGAAGACGGAUGGCGGUAAGGCGACUGGCCCGCCCUCAAGGAAGACCGAGCUUAGAGACUGCCAGUGGUGGGUUAAGCAGGCUGUUGCCCGUUUGGUUGAGGCAGAUAUGCUAUUGCCCCUAGAUGAAGGACAAGGGGCAGGGACUCCUAGUGAAAAAGUGGAGGGAUUGCCGCGGCACUGAUGCCACCAGGGCGGACAUGCAAUACCAGUAAUUGCAGAGGAAUAGAAGCAGUACUGCUCUCUGAAUCUUGCCCUCCUGCAGCUGCAGAUGUCAAAUAUCAUAAGCUGUGGUAAAUCGAGCCUUAAUAGUGAGGGGCUGGGUGCCUUACAGAUGUGGUUUAGGUAGGCUGGCAGUGCUAUACAAUUAGAAAGCACCGGGCAAAAUAAUCGUUCUGGUUUCAA
Messenger RNA from Phialemonium atrogriseum, 873 nucleotides. RefSeq lists its product as uncharacterized. The record is from RefSeq and is a predicted model, not a curated record. The coding region runs from base 110 to 652 and encodes 180 amino acids. Lineage: Eukaryota; Fungi; Ascomycota; Sordariomycetes; Cephalothecales; Cephalothecaceae. The transcript has a single exon.